AUGCUCGUUGCCAGUCGCAGCAGCAGCCGACCUGUCUUGGCUUUGGCUUUGAGCGCUGGACGCCGAGCGGCUCACUCUGCCGCAGCUUCUUCUGCUCCAAUCCUCGCCACAAGUCUGGCUUCUUCUACUGCGCCUGGUCCCUGCGCGCUGACCGAGUUGCAGUGGCGCGGACUGCUCCAUGCACACACGAGCUCGUUCGAGGGACUGGCUGCGACGCUGCGAUCGCCCAAUCGCGCUUGCCUCUACGCCGGGUUUGAUCCGACUGCGGACAGUCUGCAUGCGGGAAACCUGCUCGUGCUGAUGGGCAUGCUGCACUUCCACCGCGCAGGGCAUCAAGUCAUUGCGCUGGUCGGCGGUGCGACUGGCCAGGUCGGCGAUCCCAGCGGCCGCCAGACCGAGCGAUCCAUGCUCGCAGUCAACACUGUCGCAAGCAACGCGGCUGGCUCCCCUACCAGCAGCCCAAAACCCGUCACCGUCGUCAACAACUUGGACUGGUAUGCUCCAAUGAACGUGCUAGAGUUUGUACGCGAUGUCGGCCAGCACUUUCGCAUGACUACGAUGCUGGGCAAGGAGUCGGUGAAAAGUCGUCUGCAACCCCAAAGUACAUCGGCAAGCGGCACGGAGCCAGCGGGGAUGAGCUUCACCGAGUUUACCUAUCAGCUGUUCCAGGCGUACGAUUAUUACCAGCUGCACGAGCGCAACCAGUGCCGGCUGCAGCUUGGAGGGAGUGACCAAUGGGGCAACAUUACAGCCGGCUGCGAUCUGAUCCGCAAGGUGACUGGGAAGGAGGCGCAUGGCGUCACCAUGCCACUCGUAACUACGUCGACGGGCGAAAAGUUUGGCAAGAGCAUGGGCAACGCUGUUUGGAUGGACGCCGCCAAAACAACGCCGUUCGAAUGGUACCAAUUCUUUUUGCGCUCGGAAGACAGUCAAGCGGAGCGCUACUUGCGCUACUACACCUUCCUGUCCUUGGAUGAGAUUACCGAUAUUGCUCGCCGUCACGCGGAAGCUCCGAACAAGCGGAUUGCGCAGACAGCGCUGGCAGACCAAGUCACCCUCUUGGUGCAUGGUCGCGAAGGUCUGGCGGAGGCGCAUCGCUCCACCAAGUUGCUCUAUCACCGAGGAGGAAGUGGCAGCGGAAGUCCCAACUCUACCAACAGCAACGAGGUCCAAGCAACCGAUUCGUCCAACAGCCCUUUCGAGCUGACUAGCGCCGAGGUGGCGGCACUGCUAUCGGCGCAAACGCCCAGCAUCAACGUAUCGCGCUCCGAGCUGGGUCAGCUCUUGCUGAUUGACGCACUGGUGCGGCUGGGGCUGACUCCUUCCAAAUCAGAGGCGAAAAAGCUCAUUCGCAACGGAGGCGUCUCCGUCAACUCGGUCAAGUCAGUCAACGAGCGCGAUGUGCUGGGUGAGAACCACGCGUUGAAAGACAGCAAUGCCACGUUGUUGCGGGUUGGGAAGCGCGCGCACGGUUUGGUACUAUGGGAAGCAGCUGCAAUUUGA
This is a messenger RNA of Capsaspora owczarzaki ATCC 30864, 1503 nucleotides long. Its product is annotated as tyrosyl-tRNA synthetase. The record is from RefSeq and is a predicted model, not a curated record. Gene Ontology annotation, molecular function: RNA binding; tyrosine-tRNA ligase activity; ATP binding. The transcript is spliced from 3 exons. Gene Ontology annotation, cellular component: cytosol; mitochondrion. Bases 1 to 1503 code for a protein of 500 amino acids. Gene Ontology annotation, biological process: tyrosyl-tRNA aminoacylation. NCBI's taxonomy places the organism in Eukaryota, Filasterea, Ministeriida, Capsasporidae.